AGCAAGUAGAGAAAGAGAGAGAGAGAGAGAGAGAGCGAAAGAGCGAGCGAGAGAGGGAAGAAAGAGCACCCCGAGAAAGGUCGCGCGACGCCAAACGUGGAGAAUGAGUCACGCUCAACAGCAUGUGCUUGCGAGCGCGAUAGUCCUCGCGCUGAUAGUGGUAUUCGGCAUCCACGUCUUCCUGUUUCCGAUGUACACGUCGAAUCCGCCGGCCCGCCACACGAAGAUCUCCGCGUACGAGCAGGCGCUCUGUCGCACGACCCUGAAGAACGUCCGGGUGCCGCCGGAGUGGCGGAAUCCUUGCCCCAAGUACGGCAUUGUGUCGGCGGUGCAGGGCGGUAGGCUCGGCAACCAGAUCUGGGAGUACGCGUCGGUGUGGGCUACCGCGAGGAACACCGGCCUGGAGCCGUUCAUGCCGCGCUGCAUCCUCAAGACCUUGGAGGAGUACUUCGACAACCUCAGCAUUCCGCCGCUCACUUACAUCGGCAGAUGCACGUUGGACGUCGGCCAGGUGAUCAGUUCGUUGGGCCAGUGGAACAGCACGAAGCAGAACAUCAUUAUACCCAGGCACGCGGCUUACUGGUCUCUGAUACUGGUCUGGUUGGACGACAUACGACGGGAGUUCACGUUCAAGCCGUGUCUGAGGAUCUACGCGGAGAAGGUAUUGAAACGUGUCGCGGAGAAAUUCAAUCUGUCCUCGCCGACCUACGUUAGCGUGCACGUGCGCCGGACCGAUUACGUGGAUUACCUGUGGCAGAAGUUGAAGGCGCGGCCCGCGCCAAUAAGCUACUACCUAUCGGCGAUGGAUUACUUCGCCGGCAAGUACAGCAACGUAGUCUUCGUAGUGACGAGCGAUAAUAUCGCCUGGUGUAAAUAUAACUUGCGCAGUAAGCGUCACAGGAUCAGUUUCGUGUCGGACAAUGACGGCAAGGGCCCGGGGAAGGACCUGGCGGUAUUGUCCGCGUGUAACCACAGCAUAAUAGAUUACGGCACGUACGGCUCGUUCGGGGCCAUUUUGGCCGCCGGCGAGACUAUAGUCUACAAUGUAACAACAUACUUUUCUACACUGAUCGCUGACGUUCUACCUAAUUGGAGGAUAAUGAGUUGAACGCAACUCAGACGUGAAGUUACACGAGACACAUGCAUUACCUUGCAUCGCCCUUCUUGCGAGCGAUUUUUCGUUAUUUUUCCUUUUAACGCGAUUCAUAUUAUCCUCGGUGAUAUUCGAUUGGUUUGACAGAAGAAGACCCUUUGAAGACCGCGAUCUCUUUCGUUUAAUGUCGAUGUGACGACAAAAUUGUUAAUUCGACGUUCGAAUUAUAUCACAAGAGCUUUUACCGAAUCACAAGUGUGCGAGUAACUUGAGUGAAUCGCCGAGCAUUGGUUAUUUCUGCUAUUCACGUGAGUAUGAUCAUUUUGAAAGUGUACCACGCCUUUUCCAGAAAGUAUACGCUCACUGUUUUCUCUGUUUGUCGCACGAACGAACAACUCUCGCCAGUAGCGGAAUCAAGUGAAAGUAUGUUGCUACAUCGCGUUUUAUAUGUGUAAUGACGUAAGCGCAUCAUUGUCGGAAUGCUUAACAAUAUUACGCAUAUAUAUCGCCCUUAUUUAAAUUUAGUGUGUGCACACAAACUAUAGGAACCGAUGCACCUGUACAUGUAGCGCGAGCGAACCUUUCCAGAAACUCGAAGAAGAGGUUUACAAAGGAACAAUGGACCACUAAUAUCUAAAAUUAAAACAGAUGUUUAUUUUUUCUACGACUCUGAGAUACAAACUCGACACGGCCGUAAAAAUUUAAUAUGAAAAAAAGACGCGAUAGAUCUGGGAUCUAUGUACUUUCCGAAUACAAAGGUGGUAACCAAAUGAGCCUAAUUCAAAAAAAAAAAAAAGAAACACGCGUACGGAUAAAUUCUAAAUUUUGCAGUGCUCAGAAUUAUGUCUGGUUAAUCUUUAACUUUCGCGCGAUCUUUUUCCGAGAACUGGAUCUUCUGACGUUAGUUCGUAGUUUAUAUAGUUUUCUAUAAUCUAGCCUAGCGAGAGUCUCGAGUUAAUUGUGUUUAUACGUUUAAUGUGGAUUUCAUAUCGUAGCGAGCGUGUAACGUACACUUCACAGACACGAAACCGACGUAUUAACCAUCUGUAAGUCUUAUAAUGUACAAUGAUUUCAAACUGUGAUUCUAUUUCUUAUUGUGCCAAAAUUCUGAAUAUA
Messenger RNA from Dinoponera quadriceps, 2209 nucleotides. Its product is annotated as galactoside 2-alpha-L-fucosyltransferase 3-like. Gene Ontology annotation, biological process: carbohydrate metabolic process. The record is from RefSeq and is a predicted model, not a curated record. The transcript is spliced from 2 exons. Lineage: Eukaryota; Metazoa; Arthropoda; Insecta; Hymenoptera; Formicidae. Gene Ontology annotation, molecular function: galactoside 2-alpha-L-fucosyltransferase activity. Gene Ontology annotation, cellular component: membrane. The coding region runs from base 104 to 1108 and encodes 334 amino acids.